This is a messenger RNA of Aspergillus candidus, 2205 nucleotides long. Its product is annotated as CoA-acylating methylmalonate-semialdehyde dehydrogenase. Gene Ontology annotation, molecular function: malonate-semialdehyde dehydrogenase (acetylating, [NAD(P)+]) activity; methylmalonate-semialdehyde dehydrogenase (acylating, NAD+) activity. Gene Ontology annotation, cellular component: mitochondrion. The record is from RefSeq and is a predicted model, not a curated record. Gene Ontology annotation, biological process: thymine catabolic process; L-valine catabolic process. Lineage: Eukaryota; Fungi; Ascomycota; Eurotiomycetes; Eurotiales; Aspergillaceae. The transcript is spliced from 2 exons. The coding region runs from base 64 to 1644 and encodes 526 amino acids.
UCUACCUUCAUCUUCCGUCUUUUCAGAAGAUACAAUCAAGAAAAAACAAUUCUUAAAAUAACUAUGGCUCAAUCUGUGACUCCACAAGACGCUCUGGGGACAACAUCAACGGUGUUCCCCCGAUCCCACGAGCGCAUAGCCAACCCCAAGGACACCCCCUAUUUCAUCGACAAUGAAUUCCGCCUGUCCAGCGCCGGCGAAAAGAUUGAUGUGCAUGAUCCCGCCACCAAUAACCUCGUCACUCGCGUCCCGCAGAUGACCCGCGACGAGUUGACAGAGGCGGUCGCCAGCGCCCAGCGCGCAUUCCCCGCGUGGCAGCGCACCUCGGCUAUUGCCCGCCAGCAGAUCAUGUUCCGGUACGUGGCCUUGAUUCGGGAGAACUGGGACCGUCUGGCAGCCAUGAUCACGCUGGAGCAGGGAAAGACGCUGGCGGACGCGAAGGGGGAUGUCCUCCGUGGCCUGCAAGUGGCUGAGGCUGCGUGUGCGGGGCCCGAAUACAUGAAGGGCGAGGUGUUGGAGGUCGCCAGGGACAUGGAGACGCGGACGUACCGUGAGGCUCUGGGAGUGGUUGCUGCCAUCUGUCCGUUUAACUUCCCCGCUAUGAUUCCCUUAUGGUGUAUCCCCAUCGCCACGAUCACCGGCAACACGCUUGUACUGAAACCGUCCGAGCGGGACCCCGGCGCUGCCAUGAUUCUCGUGGAAUUAGCCGCGCAGGCGGGCUUCCCCAAGGGCGUGAUCAACGUCGUGCACGGAACCCACGACACAGUGAACUUUCUACUCGAUGCGCCCGAGAUCAAGGCAAUCAGCUUCGUCGGCAGCAACAAAGCCGGGGAAUACAUCUUUGCGCGGGGCUCCGCGAACGGGAAGCGCGUACAGGCCAAUCUAGGAGCAAAGAACCACGCGCUGGUCAUGCCCGACUGCGACAAGGACUCGGCGUUGGAUGCCAUUAUCAGUGCUGCUUUUGGCGCUGCCGGGCAGCGCUGCAUGGCCUUGUCUGUUGUGCUGUUUGCCGGAGAGACGAAACACUGGCUGCCCGAACUCGUCGAGCGUGCCAAAGCGCUCCGCGUGGACGGCGGCUUCGAAGAUGGCGCGGACCUGGGCCCGGUGGUGACGCCGCAGAGCAAGUCGCGUAUUGAGACGCUGAUUGCCAGUGCUGAGGCCGAAAAAGCCACCAUCCUUCUGGACGGCCGCGGGUAUAAGCCCAAGUCCUAUCCUGAUGGCAACUGGGUGGGGCCGACGGUCAUCAGCGACGUGCGUUCCUCGAUGCAAUGCUACCGCGAAGAGAUAUUCGGGCCGGUGCUGGUUUGUCUGAAUGUGGAUUCCCUGGACGAGGGUAUUGAUUUGAUCAACCAGAACGAGUACGGGAAUGGCACGGCGGUGUUCACGUCCUCCGGGGCGGUGGCAGAGCGAUUCCGCAAGAACAUCGAGGCCGGGCAGGUUGGAAUCAACGUUCCUAUUCCGGUCCCUCUGCCUAUGUUUUCCUUCACUGGCAACAAGAGGAGUGUUGCGGGAGGCGGUGCUAGUACUUUCUACGGACGCCCGGGUGUCAACUUCUAUACCCAGCUAAAGACGGUCACGUCCAAGUGGGCGAGCAGAGAUGCUCCUGCUGCGAGGACAGGAUUGGCCAUGCCUACGAAUCAGUAGAUGGACAAUCGUGUACGGUCAAGCUUCCUAGAAUUACAAUAAGAAAAUAUACGUUCUCUCAUUCCUCAUAAAUCAUCGUUCAUGGUGUGUUCAUAGACUGAAUCCAGCUAAAUCCAGCCAAAUACUGGUUUGCACCCUGCCCAAUUCAACAUCAACAAUAUGCUACAAACAUUGACUUGUUUCCAGGCUAUUAGUAACGCAUGCUGUUCUUAACAUGCCAAGGUCCGAUUACGUCUCCAGAUUCUACCUAGAUCUAAGCACCUACCUGGUCCAGAUCCUUGCAUAGUGCUCGAUAUCGCCAUUGGCCGCGUUCAAGGAUACUCGCAAGCCGGACAUACUAGCCAAGCAAACUGCCCAGCUAUCCAUCAAAGAAUCCGGGGAUAACCGCCGAAGCACCGAUUACGUACAAGCCCUCAAGCAAUUGGAUGACUAGACCGAUCUUGUCCAGGAUGCGCGCACUAUCCCGACCGGCCAACAUCUACCAAGACAUUAGUUAGCCGAGAGAAUGCGGGGAAAGCAUCUGGCCCUGAUAAGAUCUUAUCAGACUUAUCACUGCGUUAU